Messenger RNA from Hevea brasiliensis (rubber tree), 1747 nucleotides. RefSeq lists its product as uncharacterized. The coding region runs from base 211 to 1434 and encodes 407 amino acids. NCBI's taxonomy places the organism in Eukaryota, Viridiplantae, Streptophyta, Magnoliopsida, Malpighiales, Euphorbiaceae. The record is from RefSeq and is a predicted model, not a curated record. The transcript has 4 exons.
GAGUAAGUUGGCCUAGAUUGGAUGGAAGUCUAGAUGGGAAGUGGCCCCGUGGCACCCCCCAACCACAAUCUCUGCCACCGGAAGCAAUGACGGGGACAGUGGUUGUGGGUUGAGGGUGACGGAGAGAGAGUAUAAUUUUCAAGCCCUUUUUAAACCGAAACAAAAACGUGGGAUUUCUCCGCUCGGGCCUUUGAAAAUUGAAAAUCCGCCAUGGAAAUUCAGGUGAGAAUCUUCAAUCGCCAGCUCCUCAAUACACCGAGAAAUUUUCUGCAGUCCCCUCUCAUUCCUUAUCGAUCGUUGAGCCCUCAACACCAUCGCCCAAUCCACUUCAUUUCAACAGCUUCCCUUCCUCUUUCUCGCAUUCACUCUUCCUUUUCACCCUUUUCUCGUACACCCAUCACUCCAAAUCCAAACCCCAGGAGUUUCGUUCUCUCUCUUUCAUCUCCGCACCUCUUGAACCCAUUGAUUCCAAGUAAUUAUUCCAAUUUCAGUUUCAAAUUUCAUCCAAACGACGGUGUUUUCGCUUGGCACCGAGCUCCGGAGAGUGGCAUCAUCGGUGCUUUGGGUGCCAAAGACCCAGUUGUGACUGUGGUGUUGUUGGGUUGGCUUGGAGCGAAGCAGAAACAUCUAAAGAAGUACGUUGAGUGGUACAAUUCAAGAGGGAUUAACGCUAUUACAUUCGUUGUUGGAGUGGGAGAGUUGUUUGGGUUUGAUUUCGGGGAGAGAGUUGAGAAGCGGAUAGCUGCUUUGGUAAACGAGCUCAUUUCGUGGGUUUCAGAGAGACAGGAAGAUGGUAGAGAACAGUGUUUGUUUUUUCACACUUUUAGCAACACCGGUUGGUUUGUGUAUGGUUACAUUCUUGACAUGCUGCAAGGAAGAGAGGACCUUAAGGAGAAGAUCAAAGGAUGUGUUGUUGAUUCAGGAGGAGGCGACCCCUUUAAUCCUAAGGUCUGGGCUGCUGGAUUUUCUGCUGCGUUGUUGAAGAAACACAGCUCUGGAGCACAGCCUUUGGUUGAGGCCAAAGAAAUAAGUGAAUUAGAAAGUCAAGACUGUGAGUCCGAGAUUCAGGAAAAGGAACCACCAUUAGUUGAAGCCAUGGUUCUAUCAGUAUUGGAGAAGCUAUUCUCUGUAGUGCUGAAGUUGCCUGAUGUGGAUCAAAAGUUGAAGAAGAUUGUCUCCGACCUCUCAAAGGACCAACCCUCUUGUCCUCAGCUUUACCUAUACAGCACAGCCGAUAAGGUUGUUCCAUAUCAAUCAGUAGAGUCACUGAUCGAGGACCAAAGGAAGAUGGGGAGAAAAGUACUAUCCUAUAAUUUUGGGUCAUCCCCUCAUGUGGAUCACUACCGAACUUUCCCAGACAUAUAUCUAUCAGUGCUUCAUAAUUUCUUGACAGAGUGUUUUGCAGUAGUUAAGCAGAUGACUUCUGCAAAUUAAUCUUAGAUGCAUCUUGCAUUAAAACGUCAUUUCGGCCUCAUAAUUGCCUCUAGGGCAUGUUCUAUCCAUUGCUGAUACCAUAGAUGUCUGUUUUAUCAUGUGGCUAUAGAGUAAUGGACUUCAAUGUCUAUUUUAUUUUCCUAAAGGUUCUGAACAUCAAUUGCUUGGGAAAUCUUAAGGGAUGGAUCAGUCAGUUGGGUAGGCCCAUAGAGCUCUGUUUUUUUUUUACCAUUUGUUAUACUAGCACUGCUGCAAUAAACUAGAUUUGACGGAAAUUUUUGAGCAACGAAUGAUAAUUUUUACCUUUGUGAAA